AUGGGGUUUGGCCAAAGUCUAGUGCCUCUCGUUCUCGGAAUCCUCGGCCUCACGGCCUUUCUUUUCUUUGAAGGGCUCUUCGAAGGCAAACGCUUCUGUCGUGAGCCAGCGAUGCCUCUUCACCUGUUUAAGAACCGGACAUCGACGGUGGCAUUUAUCUUAACCUUUCUUCAUGGCAUAAUGACUGUCUGGGUUCUGUAUUUCUUACCAGUCUACUUCCAAGGUGUUCGUCUGUCGAGUCCAAUCCGUUCCGGAGUUGAACUGCCACCAACAGCCCUGUUCAUGACCCCAUUUGCAGCCGUGGGAGGUGGCCUGGCGGAGAAACUGGGAAAAUACAAGCCCAUUCACGUUAUCGGAUUUGUUCUCAUGACAGUCGGCCUCGGAAUCUUCAGUUUGCUUCACCAGCAUUCAUCAACUGCAGAAUGGGUCAUCUUCCAGGCCAUCGAGGCGGCUGGCUUGGGCCUGAUCAUCAGCACUGUACUGCCUGCUGUCCAGGCGAAACUCUGUGAUGCAGACACUGCCAAAGCAACAGCAACAUGGCAAUUAGUCCGCAGCUUCGGUCUUGUUUUCGGAAGCACCAUUCCGGCCUCAGUGUUUAACACCCAUUCGGGCCAGCUCUCCUCCAUUAUCCGUGAGCCAGCGAUCAGGAAUCAGAUUUCCGGCGGGCACGCGUACGAACAUGCCAUGCGGGCAUUUGCGCUGUCCGUGCCCACCACAGAUGGAUUGCGCCAGCAGGUUGGUAUUGCCUUUGGGAUUGGUGUCCUCCUUGUCUUUCUAGAUGAACAGGUUGAACUUCGCAAGGACCUGAAAGACGACUUUGGAAUUGAAGAGAAGAUCAAAGGAAGUGAGGAUGUCUUCUCCAACCACGGAGCCAGAUCGAUAUAG
Monascus purpureus is the source of this 885-nucleotide messenger RNA. Lineage: Eukaryota; Fungi; Ascomycota; Eurotiomycetes; Eurotiales; Aspergillaceae. The record is from the annotation of a GenBank genome assembly.